Klebsormidium nitens is the source of this 4401-nucleotide messenger RNA. Lineage: Eukaryota; Viridiplantae; Streptophyta; Klebsormidiophyceae; Klebsormidiales; Klebsormidiaceae. The record is from the annotation of a GenBank genome assembly.
AUGAACAUAGUCUAUGCAAAUGGGAGGAGUGGGAGUCACGCGCUACGCCCCAACGGCCUGUCACUCCAGCAAGGUCGUGUGACCCAGUACGAAAUCGAGCUUAGUAGGCAACGGGUGGCUGUGUCAAGUUUGGGUUGCAGAAGCAGCCCACGUCUUGCGGCCAAGCGGGUCUCGUUUGGAGAGGUCUCUCCGUCUCUGAAGCGGAGGAGAGAGGAUACUGAACCACAGCCGGGUGGUGUUGUGGAUCUGGAGGAUGCAUCAGCAGAAGAUGCAGAAAACAGGAGCCGCAAGGGAAAAGUGAAGAUUGAGCCAGGAACAGAAGGGGCCAAUGUAGAGGAGAAAAAGGGUCCUACUCCUCCUGCCAAGCUUCUCGAGUUCUGGGAGAAGCUUAUCAAAGAAUAUCCUCACAAAGAGUAUGGCGAGUACAAGCUGAUCUGUGAUGAGAAUGGAACCUGGAUGGUUUUCUGCGAGCUAUGUAAGGACAAGAAGCCGAAGGGAUACGAUACUGGUCACAGGUAUUCUUUGUCCAACUUCAAGAAGCAGCACUUUGUCAGCAAACUCCAUCAGAGCAAGCUGGAUGACUGGAAGGAGGGAACCAGCAAGGCUGAGAGGAAGCUGGAAGAGUUGAAGGCCAGGAGGGAGGCCUUGGUAACGGUGUACAAUGAUCGGGGUGCUCGAAUGGUUGACAGCGACACCUGGCGCUGCGAAGUGUGCAACUUCAGGGGCACUUUUGUCGACAGCCGCGACACCAUCAAGGCGCACAUCAAUGGCAGGGACCAUGCCAGGAUGGUCGCCAAGCGGGAGGCCGCUGGCCCAAGUUCCACGCAACCCACAUUGGCAGCUUCAUUCGCCAAUGGUGUCGCUCGCGGGCUGGCCAAGUAUCCCAACAACUAUGUCCCUAGUGUUGCUGAUGUAGCAGACUCUGAGAAGAUGCGCCUGUUCUUAGAGAAGAAGAGAUGCAUUGGCUGGUUCGAAGAAACUGUUUGCAUUGAAGGUGUUGAGCAUGCAGUGGAACCUUUGCUUCACGAUCUUGAUGAUGGCAAGUUGUGGUAUGCUGAUCCCUACUUCAACCGCUCGUCGUCCAUGGCAGAAUACAAAUCUCAUAAAGGAACCUUCCGCCACAAGGAAUGCCAAGGGUUCGACUGUGCUAACUGUCGCACCAUUCCUUCCUUGCCAGACUUCAAGAGCCGGCUGACACGGGAGACAACGGCGGAGACGAAGAGGGGCGCACGGAUCUGCAAGAAGGGAGUUCGCCUAGAGUAUCUGCAGAAGCAGGAGCUGAUAGACUCGCUGAAAGUGUGGCAGAAGCGGUGCAAGACAUUGGAACUUGACCGAUACUGGUUGAACGUUCAUGUGUUGAAUCUUUCUAAGAGCAAGGAAGAUCUUUCGGCGCGCUUGAAGCGAGCCCUUGCCUCUGGUUCGCUGCCUGAGAUUGCUGAGUUCUUUCGACGUGCUUCCGAGUCUGGGGCCUUUGAAGGUCGAAGCACAUUGUUGAACUUUCUUCUUGAUCUUGGCAAGAACCUGCUCACUGUGCACGAGCAUGAUGGCAAGGGUACUGGUAAGCGGCACAGUCGCAGCAGCAAGCUCAUGUAUGAAUGCCUGCAGCAAUUUGGUGGUCCACUCGUGGCAAACUUCCUGAAUGUGAACCUGUUGGGCCCUGCAAUCAACACAUGCAAAUCCUUGUACAGGAAAGACGCGCUGCUGUACGUUGGCUUGCUGCAGGAGUCGACUUUUGAGCACUUGGCAGGGUUGCUCAAGCAACUCAUGGCCAAGAAGGGCAUCAUUGGUAAGGUACCUCUCGAGGUGAGUGAAGACGAAACCGCGUGCAUUGCUUCAGCAACUUGGAAUUGCCGCACCGACUGCAUUGAUGGGUUUUGCGGACCCAAAGCUGUUGAUGGCUCUCCGCAUGUCUGCACCUUCGAUUGCAAUCCGAGUGCGGCGAGCUAUGAGAGCAUCGUUGGCGCUUUCGACACAUAUGCUACGGGCACAAUGUGCUUCGUGGUCGCGCUUAACGUCCUGUGCGCAGAUCUGCCGACUUUAGUGCUGGCGAUACUGCCAACGUGCAACACGUUCACCCAUGUGAGCAUUCAGCAGCGUUGGGAUCAGGUGAGGUCUUUCCUGGUCACCCACUUUGCUGAGAUAGGAGUGUUGGUGUCGCACGCCUCUGAUGGUGAUCGACGGAGAGUCAAAUGCAUGCUGCAGAGUAUUGCUCGAGGUACUUAUGGUUUGGAGUGCCCGGGGUUUAUCAUGAAGGCAGAGGUUGUGAACGGGUAUCCUGUCAUGAUGGAUCAGGAUCCUUUCCACAUUGGGAAGAAGCUCAGAAACCCUCUCCUUGUCGCUUCCAGAAACGUUUAUUGGGGCACACAUCUUGCCACAAUAAACCAUCUUAGGCUUGUGAUGUCCGUGUUUCCGAAGUCUGAGCACGGUUUGCUUGAAGAAGAUGUGGAUGUCCGCGAUAAGCAGAGCGUUGCUGCUGUGCAGCGCGCUGCUUCGUUGCGAGUGUUGAGCUGCCUCGAGAAGUUGCAAGCAGGAUUCACCCUUCCUGAUGGAAGGCGCGUCCAAGAAGAUGUUACAGGAACCAUGCUGCAUCUUGAAGUCAUCCACUCCUUCUUGCAGGUGUUCUAUGGAGUCGACUCCCUGUACCAGCGGGUGGUGCUGGCGUCUUUCGUGGCCAACAUCGUCUACAUGGGUUCCGAGUUCAUUCGCCACCGCGGCUUUGGCCACACUCUCAAGAAGAACUGGUUGACUCGAGAAGGGCAGACCGACCUGCUGAUCAGCUGCCAUUUUGCUGUCAAUCUGAUCCGUGUCAUGCGUGAUCGCUUCUCGCAUUUGGAUGUGUGUUUGGAGAAGGCGAGCAGUGAUUGUGUUGAGAGCAUCUUUUCUCUCAUGGGUCAGUGGGUCCGGAACAAGCACAAUUUCACCUUUGGGGAGGCACUAGAAAGGAUCAGUCACGUGGCCCGUUUGGAGCAGAUCAAAGUGGAUGAGGACAGUCCGUUGUUUGUCACGUCGAGAAGGCGAAAGCUUUUUUGGCUGGAAGUUAACGGGACUCUGAGCAUGCGUGCUAACAUGAAGGACUACGAAUCAGUUCCGGAUGAGAAGCUUGUGGAAGCUUGGGCUGCAGGGCUGGCAAUGGCGCGCGACCGAGCACUAACUGCCGGAAUGGUUCCUGUCCUGCAGGCCGCACGGAAGUGGACCGACCCCUGGCCAGCGUCGCUCUCCGAAUCGGAGUCCCUGGCGGACGAGCUGAUCACGGACGAAGAGCUCGACCCGGAGGCUGCCAACACCGUCGCAUCGUCAAGCGGGCGCGGUGCCACGUCAGCAGCGGCGCAGCCUGCCGUACCGGAGCGCGGGCGCGGUGCCACGUCAGCAGCGGCGCAGCCUGCCGUACCGGAGCGCGGGGGCGGUGCCACGUCAGCAGCGGUGCAGCCUGCCGUAUCGGAGCGCGGGGGCGGUGCCACGUCAGCAGCGGCGCAGCCUGCCAUACCGGAGCGCGGGCGCGGUGCCACGUCAGCAGCGGUGCAGAUAAGUCUUCAGCCCUCUCUCGCAACGCCUCUGCCCAUCGAUGCUGGAAUGAGCUCUUGCACUGAGCUUGAUCUUGCAAGUGAAGAGGCUGUGGUAAUCCGUUCGUCGAUCUUGGAUGCUUUUCAAGAAAUUGGGGAUGCAAGCACGGAUGGCACCGAUUCCUCAGUCCGGGAAAAGACGAGUACAACGGUCGAAGUCCCCGGAAAGGGCUUGGUGUACAAGGCACGUCUGAUUAGUGAACUGAACGCGGCUCCUGAGCACUUGUCACUAGAUCGUUUGAGACGAGUACAGGCUAGCACGCAGCGUGCAGGCUCCUCGGUUGAGGCCGUUACUGAUUCCGACGCAGAGGGCAAAGAAGUCGGUCUGUUCGAUGAUGUGGCUAUUGAGCUGCUUUCCAGUGACGACAAGACUGCUUGGUUUCUUGCUCGAGUACAGAAAAUGUUCAAGGUCACGUCUGGUGGGGCACGCAUUGACUAUCAUCGGCCUGUAUCAAUUGCAGAAGCAACACGAGAGGCUGGAGUGGAAGUCAUCCUGAAAUACUACAAGGCUGUGGACGCAACCCGCCUCGCCUAUCAGUACGGGGGCUAUGAAGACGAGGGGGAGGCGGAUCCGAUGCCUCUAACUGCCAUUUUAUGCACAAUAAAGUUGAGCCCGCUCACGGACCAAGGGCACUACGAGUUGGAGCCGGGGGAUCUGGCAGUGUUAGAUGCUUUUGUGAGGCAAGAUGUCGACCAGACACGGCCAGACAUGCCGCAAUCAGUAAGACAAAUUUGGAGGGAGCAGAACUCGGUUGCAGUGGCAGGAGAGAAUAACGGGGUCGAGACAACGCAACAUGUCACGAGGGGUGGACGCAGAGCCACUCGGGUGGUUUUACGGUAG